AUGGCUUCUAAAACCUCGACUGCACUUAAAAGACUCAUGACCGAGUACAAAGAGCUUACUCUUAAUCCUCCUGAUGGUGUUACUGCUGGCCCAGUCUCGGAAUCUAACUUUUAUGAAUGGGAAGCUCUGGUUGCUGGUCCAGAAGAUACUCCAUAUGCUGGAGGAGUCUUUACUGCUAUACUCUCUUUUCCAAAAGACUACCCUCUGAGUCCUCCUACUAUGAAGUUUAUUUGUCCAAUGUAUCAUCCCAACAUCUAUCCCGACGGAACUGUUUGUAUAUCUAUCCUGCAUGCUCCUGGAGACGAUCCCAACAUGUAUGAGCAUGCAUCAGAACGCUGGUCUCCUGUUCAAAGCGUCGAAAAGAUUCUACUAUCUGUUGUGAGCAUGCUGGCAGAACCCAAUGACGAGGGCGGUGCUCAUGUGGAUGCAUCUAAAAUGUGGCGUGAAGAUCGCAAGCAGUUUGAUGAGAUUGUUCGUCAGACUGUCAAGCACACUUUAGGACUAUAA
Batrachochytrium dendrobatidis JAM81 is the source of this 507-nucleotide messenger RNA. Its product is annotated as E2 ubiquitin-conjugating protein UBC7. Lineage: Eukaryota; Fungi; Chytridiomycota; Chytridiomycetes; Rhizophydiales. The coding region runs from base 1 to 507 and encodes 168 amino acids. The record is from RefSeq and is a predicted model, not a curated record. The transcript has 4 exons. Gene Ontology annotation, cellular component: endoplasmic reticulum; cytosol.